Messenger RNA from Ostertagia ostertagi, 378 nucleotides. The record is from the annotation of a GenBank genome assembly. NCBI's taxonomy places the organism in Eukaryota, Metazoa, Nematoda, Chromadorea, Rhabditida, Trichostrongylidae.
AUGGCGAAGAAUAUGGAGAAUACCAGCUAUCGAAAGAUCGAUGUCGACGCUUACGAUCCGGAAAACUACGAUGAGAAUGAGGACGCUGGAGACACUCCCGGUCUUGGGCCUGAUGAGCGUACAGUGACCUCUCAUUUGCAAACUAAUCGCCUUGAAGAUGCGCUGCGUGCCGCACUGCUGAAUCCUCCGCUGAAAUGUAAAAACCAGAAACUUUCUCCCGAUGAAGGUGACAUAUUGAUGAAGUACGUGUACAAAGCAAUGGAAAUAACACCCGAAAAUGCACUAUGUCAAACACUUCUUACUUGGCACUCUAUGUUAGUUGCUCGUUUUGGUCUCGGAUCAAUAAUACGUGUAUUCUCCGACCGAAGUCGCCUUUGA